Molecule: messenger RNA, 5375 nt
Organism: Gracilinanus agilis (Agile Gracile Mouse Opossum)
Lineage: Eukaryota; Metazoa; Chordata; Mammalia; Didelphimorphia; Didelphidae
Gene: PKD1L3
Product: polycystin 1 like 3, transient receptor potential channel interacting
Exons: 28
Coding region: 1-4770 (1589 amino acids)
Biological process (GO): detection of mechanical stimulus
Cellular component (GO): membrane
Molecular function (GO): calcium ion binding; calcium channel activity; protein binding
Source: RefSeq, a predicted model, not a curated record
AUGGGACAAAAUUUUCUAAAAGGAAGAGGGUUAACCAGCCAGAAGCAGCAUAGGAAAAACGACUGUUAUCAGCUGAACAGGUUUCCUUGCUCAUUCCAAGGAGCGCAGCACUACUGCCAUAGUCAGGGGGGGCAGCUGAUAUCUGCAUGGAACCAGGACAUUCAAGAUCAUCUCAAAGAUUACCUGGAAGAAGGAAAGAAGUGGUGGAUUGAGCCAAAUUCAGAUCCAUUGAUAAAGCGGAAGAGAAAAGAUGACCCAGUAGCCUCUGCCAAGCUCUUCACAAGAUCUGGGCUUUCCCCUUCUACCAGCUGUACAUAUGUGAUCAGAAAUCUGGAUAAAGUUUCAUCCAAAGUGGACCUUUGUUCAAAAGAACAUUUUUUCAUUUGUCAGGGUGAUCAUCUUUUAUCCAGAUGUCACCAGUUCACUGACAUUUAUCAAUCAGAAAUCCUGUGCCAAGAAAUGUCCAAUAAUACCCUGGUUUCAUCAAUAAUGCCCCAAAACACAAAGCAGGGUCUACUGGCAACAUCCCCACCUGAAAAGACUGUGUCCAUAGUAUCUGCAGUCUCCGAAGAACCACCAGACUUGGACGUCUUGACAACUGAUCUCCAGGAAUCUUUUCACAAUGCAUCUUAUCAGAUCAUAACAGAAGAUUUUAACAAAUCAAUUCAUGACUUGCCUUUGGUCCAAAAACUGCAGAGAGCUUGUGAGAUCCUCCAGAUGCUGACACAGUUUGCCUCACAGUUCUCUUCACAGUUUUCCAUGACAGCCCAGGUUACUGGACUAGCUUUUAAUCCCUUCAAGAAUUUUGAUCAACGGGAUAUUGUUGGAAGUAUUGCGAACGUCCUUCUCACUGCUAAUCAUAAAUCUCUCCAAGUUCAAGAUCUCUUAGAAGAAGCAGAGGUCAUACUUUGGAGAGAUAGCAGCAUAGAAAACUAUCCUACCAGCUUCAACAUGAGUACAAACUGCUUUGAGAUCAUAAUAAACAUCACUUCCCUAGAGGAAUCUCUGGUAGUCUCAGUAGAGCCUGAAAAUCCUCUUUCCAUCACACUCUACCUUGGCUUCCAGUAUCAACCUAAUAUCACUCAUUUUUAUUUGAACAUCACACUCCCAAAGGACCAGCUGCAGGAGAAAGAUGAGAUGUACACAUGGGUGCUUUCUCCAGAAAGCCUGCAACAUGGAGCAGGUACCUACUAUAUAACAGCUGUGGUGAACAGAAGCGAGACGGACCCAAAGGCGACACCCCUGGGAUUCUCAGUCACCACGGCUACCACUCAGUGUUACUUCUGGGACCACCACAAUAAGACAUGGAAGAGUGAUGGCUGCCAAGCGGGGCCUCAGAGCAGCCUGGCCAAGACUCAGUGCUUCUCCGACCAGCUCGAGUUCUUGGGCAGUUCCUGGAAAUCCCUGCCCAGGACGGUGCAUGUCCGCGACACCGUCCAGCUCUUCAGUAGGGUGACCCACAAUCCUAUUGGGGUGUCCUUGCUGGCCGGCCUUUUGGGAUUUUAUAUCCUUUUCGCUGCGUGGGCCUGGAGAAAGGAUAGGGAGGACAGGAAGAAGAUGAAAGUCACCAUCCUGGCAGACAACUGUCCCAACUCUCAAUCUCACUACCUCAUUCAAGUCUUUACUGGGUUUCGUAGAAGGGCAGCUACAACAGCCAAGGUUGUUCUCAUCCUUUAUGGGUCAGAAGGACGGAGUGAUCCUCACCACCUGAGUGACCCUCAGAAAGUCGUCUUUGAACGGGGGGCACAAGAUGUCUUCCUUCUCACCACCAGAUCCCCACUAGGGGAGUUGCAUAGCAUCCGACUCUGGCAUGACAAUUCUGGCACCAGCCCAUCCUGGUAUGUAACCCAAGUAAUUGUCAGUGAUUUAACCACAAGGAAGAAGUGGUAUUUCCUAUGUAACUGUUGGCUGGCCACUGACCUGGGCGACUGCCAAAAGGACCAAGUUUUCACAGCAAUCUCAAAGAAAGAACUCUUUUCCUUUAGAAAUUUGUAUUCCUCCAUGAUUGUAGAAAAAUUCACACAAGAGCACCUGUGGCUGUCAAUGGUGACCUGCAGCCCCUGGAACCAGGUCACAAGGGUCCAAAGACUUUCUUGUUGCAUGACCCUUCUUAUUUGUAACAUGGUUAUCAACAUCAUGUUUUGGAAACUGAGGAGCACCAAGGAGGACAGGACUGGACAGGAAAGGGUUGGACCUUUUGCUGUGACCUGGUCUGAAUUGUUCAUCAGCAUCCAUACUGCUUCCAUCCUCUUCCCAAUCAAUCUUGUCAUUGGGAGAAUCUUCCCACUGAUUCUGCCACCGGAGAAACUUCCACCUCAUCUCUUUCCCCUUGAGGCCUCGUUCACCUCAGACACAUCUUUUGGGUCUGUAACUACUCCAAAAAUAAUUGAGGAGUUAAAGGAAACAGUGGGAUUUUUGCACAUGAAAAAUGCAAGCUUGCCUACACAGUGGGAAGGCUCCAGCUGGAGUUCUGACAGUGUUACAGAACUCAUCAAAAUGCUGUCAAGCCUCAUUCGUUGUCAUCUAGAAAGGCAAGGAGAUCAGUGGCAGCAGACAGGGUCACAUCUUGAAAAUGAAGUUCCAGAAAAUCUCCGCAAUUUAAAUCAUUACCUGCUUAAAGUCCUGGAAAGACUGCAAUUUCUGUGCAGUACACUUUUGGCAAGCCCAACCAGAAAGGCCCCCGAUGUCCUGUACUCCGAUCCUUCCUGCCUGUUUCCUACUUUCCUCUUUCUAUAUCAUUUAAUGCAAGAUUCUUGCCCUCAAUCUCUUCUCUUUAGUGAAAUCACAAGUUUCCCUAUGCUGGACUCAGAGGAAGAGAGGCCUGCCAUCUUGAACUCCCUGCCCAAAUGGUCCAUUUAUAUCUGUUGGCUCCUUCUGGGUGUUACAAGCCUAGUUUCUGCCUUUUUCACAGCUCUUUAUAGCCUAGAUCUGAACAGAGAUCAAGCGACCAGCUGGGUCAUUUCAAUGGUACUGUCAGUCCUCCAAAAUAUCUUCAUAAUCCAGCCAGUGAAAGUGAUGAUACUCACACUGUUUUUAUCACUGUUGAUGACAAGGUUAUCAUGGCACAACAAAGAGAAGGACCAACAGAUGAGACGGAUCUUGGCUCUCCUAGCAAGAUGUCCCUCUUUGUCACCACCUGGUUUAAGAGAUGAGAACAACCCCAUCUACAGGGCCCCUGCCAUAAACUGCCCAGUUAAAGCUCCAGAAAGAACAAGGAAAGAGAAACAACUGUUCCGAAUGACAAGAGAAAUUUGUGUACAAAUCCUCUUCCUUGUUGUGCUGAUGAUUUCCACUUAUUCAGAAAGGAAUUACAAUAGUUUUUACCUCAAUCAAGCCAUCCGAAAGAGAAUUAAUAACCACUUUGAAGAGAUCAAGCUUAUUAAGCACUUCUACCAAUGGACUAACAACACCCUCAUUCCUAACCUAUAUGGGGAUUACAGAGGUUUUAUUGCUGAUGGAAAUUCCUUCCUUGUAAGUGAUGUCCAAAUUCGCCAGAUCCGUAUUCCUGAUAUUGUACCCUUUCCAAAUAGAAUUUCUCCCAGCGAACAAGUGAAGUCCUAUUAUCAACAUCAUGAGGAAGAUCAAAAGAAUUAUGGAGUUAACUGGGCCCCUCUUGAUCUGAAUAGCACAAAAGACAGCAUUUGGUAUUAUCAGAGUGAGGAAGCCUUGGGUGGAUAUCCUAUCCAAGGACAGUUUGCUAUCUACUCAGGAGGAGGCUAUGUUGUUGCCCUUGGGAACAGCUCUGAGGAUGCUAAGAGAAUUCUUCAACACCUGAAGCAGAGGCACUGGCUAGAUAAACGCACUAGAACUCUCUUUGUGGCAUUUGUUGUCUAUAAUGCUAAUGUGAACCUCUUCUGCGUGGUGACCCUGAUCCUGGAGUCCAAUGGUGUGGGAGUUUUCUUCAGUUCUAUCAAAGUGAACAGUUUACAGAUCACUCAGACCCAGAAAAAUUUCAUCUGCUUCAGUGCCUUAAGCAUUAUCUAUUUUGUGCUUCUCUUUUAUUAUACCUUCGUACAGGGUAAUCGGCUAAAACAACAAGGGUGGAAAUAUUUCACCAAGAAAAGCAAUGCCCUGGACACAUGCAUAAUCUUCAUAAGCUUCAUAAUGAUGGCACUCCAAUUGAAGCGUGUUUUCUUGCAUAAAACAUGUAUGCAGCAAUACCGUCAUAAUAAAAGCAGAUUCACCAACCUCCAGGAAAUUGUACAAGUGACCGCAGCUCUCACUUACCUCAUUGGCUUCCUGAUCUUGUUGACAACCAUUCGGCUCUGGAGCCUAUUGCGACUCAACCCCAGACUCCAUGUUAUCAGCACAACAUUGAAGAGAGCUUGGGAUGAAGUGUUUGGCUUCUUGCUGAUUAUUCUGAUCCUGUUAACAGGCUACUCCAUCGCUUUCAACAUUCUCUUUGGAUGGAGCAUCUCUGACUAUAGAACCUUUUCCAAUUCAGCUGUAACUAUUGUUGGUCUUCUGAUGGGGAUCUUUGAUUCUUGUGAGGUUAUCACCUUAGACCCAGUCCUGGGCUCCUUUCUGAUCAUCACCAGUGUCAUUCUGUUAGUGCUUGUGAUCAUUAAUCUUUUUGUUUCUGCAAUUCUGCUGACCUUCUGCAAGGAGAGAAAGUCCAUUAUGAAAGAAGCACCACUUACAGAAAUUCUGCUGCAAAAACUCUCCAAUUUGUUAGGAAUACAGAGGCCUCAAAAGGCAGCACUGCCAGAGCAAACAGUCCCAAUAGCAGCAGGCACCAACAUGGAAGCUUUAGAGAAUGAACCAACUUGACUUUUUUGUUCCCUAUCCUUGGAUUUCCUAUCAUGACUGAUUAAUGUUAAGCAUACUGGUGGUAUUAUUUUUGCAUGGCAUGGCCUGGGGAAUGACAGAUGUAUGUACCCUUUCUUAUUUUCAACUUAACUGUUAGAUUAAAUGAAUAAAGUCACCUCAGCACUAUGUUCCAUUUACAUGGAGUCAGGUAUUUGUUGGGGCACUGACAUGGUAGAUUCCUUUCUGAGGUGCAUGUGGGCAAAGGCCCUAGAUGGAACAAUCUCAUAGUACUGUCAGUCCCACUGCCAGUGAGGUAGAGAAGGUUAGUAGAACCACCCAGCACUCACUCUUAGAAUCCUACUGUCCACAUAUACAAAGUGAUGAUGGUGGUAAAUAUGUCAGUCAAAAUGAUGCCAAGAAAUGAUCUUACUAUCAAAUGGAUUUUUUUUUCUGCAAGACAAAGGCACUAAUAGGAGGUCCAGUUUAUUCUGAACCUAAGAAAUAAUUCGGUUAUUAUUUAUGAUUAAAUAUGACACCCCAAACUAUUUAAACAUUUAAAAUAAGUAAAAGCUAAAGGUCUACAGAACUGGCAUUAGAACUGCCUGGUGUGCUUCCACAGGUCGCUU